Aspergillus nidulans FGSC A4 is the source of this 1131-nucleotide messenger RNA. RefSeq names its product putative mitochondrial carrier protein. Gene Ontology annotation, cellular component: membrane; mitochondrial membrane. The coding region runs from base 310 to 1131 and encodes 273 amino acids. NCBI's taxonomy places the organism in Eukaryota, Fungi, Ascomycota, Eurotiomycetes, Eurotiales, Aspergillaceae. The record is from RefSeq and is a predicted model, not a curated record. The transcript has 6 exons. Gene Ontology annotation, biological process: transmembrane transport.
GGCGCGGUGACCUGGCUCUCCCUCCGACUACCGUCCGAGUUCGAUCUAUACAUACCUCAUACCAUACCCGCUUGACCCACUAGCUUGCUUUGAUCUUCUUUCACAGAAGACAAGAAGAGCUGCACUGGACAAAGGCUGCUUCAUGGACAAUUGUGGGACGCUGAACGGUCUGCUCACACCUUGAGAGACCAGUUUGCGUUCCAUAGGGUUCCCCAGCCUGCUUGCCGAGAGUGAAUUGACUCACUUUGAAGAUACAACGACUAAGCAACCAAGAAACACAUUUAUGCCCCCAAUGGGAAGCCUACCGGGAUGACUGACAACAAACACUCGGAACAUGCGCCCUUUGUCCCACCCUCACAACCAUCACCUGCGAUAAUGCCGUCGGGAAACAGCUGGACUAUGGAUGAAUCUACUCGCAACAGACUGCUCAAGAAGUACAAAACUCAGGUGGCCUCCGGCACUUCCACGGUCUGCGCUACUUUAGCUGUGACUCCUCUUGAAAAUGUUAAAACUCGCAUGCAAACUGUAUCCGAUACCUCUGGCGGACCGAAGGACCCCGUGGCUUUGUUGCUGGCUAAUGGUCUAGGUCCGUUUGAACUGGCCAAAAAUGUGGUCCAGACCUCUGUUCUCGUAUCGAACCGCGCCCAAGCAUCCCCGAAUGCCGUGAGAGAUCCCUCGUUGCGCCACAAGCCGCGUCUCGGGACCAUUGAGGCGAUCCGGCAAAUCAUACAGCGGUAUGGAUUUAAAGGCCUGUAUACUGGAUUCGGCCUCCAUGCAAUGCGCGACACAGUUGGAUCUGGCCUGUACUUUGCAGUCUAUGAGACAGUCAAGCAGGUUGCUGCCAGAGAGCUGGGACCGGACAAGUCUCCGUUCGGUGCCCCCAUGAUUGCUGGAGCAAUCUGCAGUACUGUGCCGUGGUUCUGCACUUACCCCCUCGAUACUCGCAAAACGCGCGCGCAAAGUGUGCUUUUAGGCAAAUCGAAGGAAGUCGGCGAGGCUUCCGCUGCGGUGGCACGAUCAAGCAUGUAUAAGGGUCUGUCGAUUAUUCUGAUCCGCACUGGAGUAAAUAACAUGAUUCUGCUCAGCAUCUUCGAAUAUAUUAAGAUGCGCAUCAACGAGCUAGACCGAUGA